CCCAGCCACGCCGUGGGAGGUCCAGCAAUCCCCAGAAAGUGAAAGACUGAGCAAGAGUGUCCGGGCACUCCCCGCCCCCACCCCACAAGCAACAGAAACCACUUCCUCUUUUCAGUGUAUUUAAGGCUCAGCAACGCCGGCUAUAGGGAGAAGUGGCCCCUGCCACUGCCCAGCCAUGGGGGACACUUUCAUCCGCCACAUCGCCCUCCUGGGCUUCGAGAAGCGCUUCAUUCCCAGCCAACACUAUGUGUACAUGUUCCUGGUUAAGUGGCAAGACCUGUCGGAGAAGGUGGUCUACAGGAAAUUCACCGAGAUCUACGAGUUCCAUAAAAUGCUGAAGGAGAUGUUCCCCAUCGAGGCUGGCGAGAUCCACAGGGAAAACAGGGUCAUCCCACACCUCCCGGCACCCAAAUGGUUUGAUGGGCAGCGUGCUGCCGAGAGCCGCCAGGGCACGCUCACAGAGUACUUCAACGCCCUCAUGGGACUGCCCGUGAAGAUCUCCCGCUGCCCACACCUGCUGGACUUCUUCAAAGUGCGGCCUGAUGACCUGAAGCUGCCCACGGACAGCCAGGUGAAGAAGCCAGAGACGUACCUGAUGCCCAAAGAUGCCAAGAGUAACGUAGCUGACAUCACAGGCCCUAUCAUCCUUCAAACCUACCGCGCCAUCGCUGACUAUGAGAAGAGUUCCCGCACGGAGAUGACGGUGGCCACUGGAGACGUGGUGGACGUGGUGGAGAAAAGCCAGAGCGGCUGGUGGUUUUGCCAGAUGAAGACAAAGAGAGGCUGGGUCCCCGCAUCCUACCUGGAGCCCCUUGACAGUCCCGAUGAGGCAGAGGACCCGGAUCCCAACUACGCAGGUGAACCCUAUGUAGCCAUCAAAGCCUACACUGCUGUGGAAGAGGAUGAAAUGUCCCUGGCCGAGGGUGAAGCCAUCGAGGUCAUUCAUAAGCUCCUGGAUGGCUGGUGGGUGGUCAGGAAAGGGGAUGUCACCGGCUACUUCCCAUCCAUAUAUCUGCAGAAGGCUGGGGAGGAGAUGACCCAGGCCCAGAGGCAGAUCCGAGGCCGUGGGGCACCGCCGCGCAGGUCGACCAUCCGCAACGCGCAGAGUAUCCACCAGCGUUCUCGGAAGCGCCUCAGCCAGGACACUUAUCGCCGCAACAGCGUCCGAUUCCAGCAGCAGCGCCGCCGCCCCGCACGACCCGGGCCGCAGAGCGCAGAAGGCGCAAAGAACAAUAUGCCGUCCCAGCACACCAAGGCGCAGCCCGCCGUGCCCCCGCGUCCUAGCGCCGACCUCAUCCUGCACCGCUGCACAGAGAGCACCAAGCGGAAGCUGGCAUCUGCUGUGUGAGGGCGUGUGGCGCCCAGAAGGCGUCCCAUCCCUAUCCCUGUAUAUACUUGUAUAUAGCCUAUGGUCAGAGGUUCCUCCCUUGCCAUAAUAAAUGUUUGGAGUGGACGGAGACUUUGCAGCGAAGGACAGGGCUGGGCUUCGCUCCAAGGAGGUUGAUAAGAUGGGAGGGGAGAGCGAGCGCUGCUGGGGGAGUUUGCAGGUACAGAGAAAGAUCGGGUUGCAUGUUGCUUUAGUCUUGGCCAAGAGCAAGUUUGCAGAAGGCCAAGUGCCUUACUAUGGCCCGAGACAGCAGUUUUCAACCUGUAGGUCAGGACCUUUACACGGGGUCACCUAAGGCCGUGGAAAAAAACAGAUUUGUAUAUUAUGAUUCAUAACAGUAGCAAAAUUAUAGUUGUGAAGUAGCAAUGAAAAUAAU
Messenger RNA from Peromyscus maniculatus bairdii (prairie deer mouse), 1763 nucleotides. It is a transcript of the gene Ncf1, whose product is annotated as neutrophil cytosolic factor 1. Gene Ontology annotation, molecular function: protein binding; superoxide-generating NADPH oxidase activator activity; phosphatidylinositol binding. Lineage: Eukaryota; Metazoa; Chordata; Mammalia; Rodentia; Cricetidae. The record is from RefSeq and is a predicted model, not a curated record. Gene Ontology annotation, cellular component: cytoplasm; NADPH oxidase complex. Gene Ontology annotation, biological process: respiratory burst; superoxide anion generation.